ACGGAACGUGAUAGCUGUCAACUUGUCAAUCGUUAUCAGUUUUCCAAUUUUCAUGAAAACGCGAAAAAUGUAGAGAGAAUAUACGCAAUUUUCAUAAUGUUACAUGAACUAAACAAACAGUUGCUAUACAAUAUUGGUGAAAUCAUUGUUGGUUGAAUGAUUCCUACACAAUUUGAACAUUAUAACGGGGACGAAUUGUUCAAAUAACCAUUAUUUUCCAAUAGAAUUGAUUAAUUUUAUGCAAAAAUGAACGUGAAAAUGGAAGGAAGCACCGAUUCCUUAUCCGUACUACCACCGACAAUUGGUGGUUCUCCCGCGGUUCUACUGACCCCAGGGCGAACUAGAAACAUAGCCCAGGAUAUGGAAGCCUUGAGACUGUCCAGGCAAGACAAUCCCUACCUUCAGCAAGUGAUGGCGAGUAGAGAAAGUCUGAUUGAAAGUCACCACGAUGAGUGCGAGUCAGAUGACACCAUACUCAUGUCACAGGAAUUCGGCAGUACGGCACUAGAUUUCGUGGAAGAUGACCCACUGACCCUGAAGGAAGUCCACGAGCACAUGAUCCGGUCUCCACCGCCCAUCACUAGCUGGCCUCAUGACUCGCUGUCGUACCGCGCGGCGAGCGCCUUCGACUUUGACAGUUCGAUGUACAGCGCGUACUCUACUGACGACCAGGAGCUCCUCGGAAGUAAAUCCCCGCGGCCGGAGCGGCCGGAGCGCAGCACGCGGCCGCGCUCGUCCCGCUCGGUGUCGCCGCGCUCACACGAUCUGUCGCUCUCUGCUCGACCCUUGUCUCUGCCCGGCGAGACCCACCUCCGAAACGCCUUAAGUAACAAAAAACAGAGCAUGCAAACUGAAAGAUUCUCCCUUCUGCAACACCCGCGUCCUUUGAGGCGGCCACACUCCAACCGCCGCGACGACGACAGCGUCCAGCUUGUGCAGGAUUGCGACAAGUAAUCCUGCGCUGUGCACUGAAUCCUGUGCUGUGCAUCGGGUUCUGUGCAUUUGCGGGUGCGAUUAAACGUCUAUUAUGUAAAGAAAGAAUUAAUGUUCUGUGCAUUCUGUGCAAUAUGUGCGUGAUUUAUAACGGCCAUUUGUGUAGACGGUGGUGAUAUGUUUCUGUGCACAGGGUUCUGUGCGUUAGCGUAUGCAAAUUAUGCGCGUUGAAUUUAUGACAUGGCCUUUCGCGCUGAAUUAUUAUGUGCCAGUUAUUGAUAGAUUUGAAGGUGGUUUUGUGCUGUGCACAUUUUGUAAAUCGUAAGUUGUCGAAUUAUGGAAUUAAAAAUUGAAUUUAUUCGGACGUGCACAAAUUCUGUGCUCAGAAUUAUGUGCACUUAAUUAUUAGCUGGAAUUACGAAAUUAUUGUGCAUAUGUUUAAAAUGCGGUUCGCAUUUAAUAUGAAAAUUGGUGUGUUCAAUAUAUAGGGGUCGUAAAAAGGGGUUUUGGGAUAGUAAGGGCGGUUAUUAAAAGGUUUAGGUAGGUGGUAUGCAAUUAUGAAAUGGAACCGAUUGAUCAAAUAUAUAUAAAUAUCUAUCGCUAUAUAAAAUCCAUUCCAAAGAUUUAAGUCAUGUUUUCAUGGUUAAAUGAUGAUUAUAUUUUGAUUAUAAUUGUAUCAAUGUAUUUAUAUCGGUAUUUGAAAUUGUACAUUCCAUUAGGAUAAAUUUUGUUGUGAGUUUACCCCGAGUUAGUAAUUUUUCAAUUAGUUCAGUAUCAUUUUUUCUAUUUGUCUUGUGAUGUUCGUCUAUAAAAAAUAUUUUUAUAUAAAAAAUAGAAAAUUAUUAGAGACGAUAUACAGUACGAUUUGUAUAUUAUUUAAAUUGCUUUUUUAAAUAAUUAAUUUGAACUCACUUCAAAAUCAAAAUCGUCAUAGAUACUCCAAAAAUCAUCAUUUAUGUAUGUGUAAUGUGGAGGUUACCUUGUUUAUGAAUAAUAUUACGAAUUCCUAAAAUGCUCACUUUAGUAUUAUCACAAUUACCGAAUAUAGUAGUAAAAUUAUACCAAAGGUACAUAAAUUUAUUUUGUCCAAUUUUUUGACUUGUGCGAAAAAUUAUAGGCAUAGUUCUUAAAAACGUUUACUGAAAUAGGUUAUAAAUUUAAGAUGUUUGUUACCAAAUAGGCUUUAUUAGGCUCGUAGGAUUUAAUGUAAAUUGCUGAAUUACUGUGAAGUAAGAAAAUAUAUUUUGCUAGAAAAUAACAGUUGGUAUAUUCUGCAAAUUUAGUUAUUAAGUCAUAAAUUCUUAUUGCUUUGAAACAGUUAUUUAAUCGAGUGAGAAAUAUUUAGAUGCCGCUGAGGAUCCCACUAUGAUUUUUACUUAAAACUUAACAUUACACGAAUGUAUUUGUACGGUCUCUUUCUAAACCAUACGAUCUUGAAUGAUAAGUUGAUGUGAUUGAUACCAACUGAAUGAUUUUACGAUGUUUAUUGAUAAGAUUGAUAAUUGAUAUGAGUGCAUUCGAUGAAUGAUAUUUGUGUACUAACUAGAUUUCGCCGCGGCGCAUGUAAUGCUGAUGCAAGUAAAAUAUACUAAGUGUUUGCACUGUACAGUAUUAUUAUAGUAAAGUCUGACUGCUUGGAAUGAUAAUUAAUAUUAACUUGUACUCAAAUAUGUACACUCAAAUAAAAAUAUAUAGACUAAAUUUGUUACUCGAUUAAAUAAAUUUGAACAUGGAGUGUGGAAAAUUUACGUUACGUUUUGUGUCAAAAUAUUCUGUGUCGAAAAAAAUAUUCAAUAUAAAAUAGAUAAUAUUAGCAUGAAGCAGGAUGUUUAUUUAUUAUAGUAGAAAAUAUUUAUCCAAAUAAGUGUAGUGAAUGUUUAAUUUUGAUGUUAAAUGUUUGCCGAAAUAGUUUUGUGGCUCUACCACGCCACAGUUUAAAUGACAAGAAUUGAAACCCCAUUAAAAUAUUGAAAAUGUAACGCGAUCAAAACUAAUGUACUUAAAGUUGAGACAAAUAGUAAUAAUGCAACUGUUUUUACAAAAUAAUAGUAUGAUAUUAUUUGGGUAAUAUUCUUACACAAAUGUAUAGUGUCCACCAUUACAAAAUAUGUAUCAGAUGGUCUCCAUGCAAGUAUCUAAGGCAAAUUGUUAGGCUCAUUCAUAGAUUUUGUUAGAUUUUCUUUAGAUAUUUCACUAGAAAUAGCUUCUAUUAUUGAGUGUUAUUUCGAAUUUAUGAAUGAAUUACUCAAAAUGCACUUAUGUAUUCCAAAUACCAGUGCAAUGAUAUAUUUGUAUUCAAAAUGUGCUUAAGAAAAUGCAGGUAUUUACUUAGAUGCUAUAAUGAAAUUUAUUUUAUGGUAACGUGUUGGUCCUUCUUAUAGGAAUUAUUAUUAUAUUACCUUUUUACUUAGCCAAUGUUUUUUUUCUUUGUUAAUUAGUUGUAGCUUAAAGUUAUCGGCAAAUGAUUUUUGUACGCGAAUAUUGUAACCGAUAAAAUUUAUGGGAAUCUAUCAAUAGGUUAUGUUUUAAUACUAUCAUAUAUAAAGAAAUAACGAAAAAUUUAAACCUAGUUAUAAUAAAAAAUAAAUAAUGUUCGGGUUCGGAUAAUGCGCAUUAGUUUACGUGUAUUUGUACAAUGUGUUUCAUUCCGCAAAAAGUCUGCCGUUGUGUUUUUUAACUAGUCUAUACAGAAGGCCUACCACGAAACAUACAACACUUAGCACGUUACUCUUAUCUCUUUUUGACAUAAAAAAGAGAGAUUUUGACGCAAUGACGUAGGUACUACGUUUUAUGUUUCAUGGUAGCCCCUCAGAUUCUAUCAGACAUCCGUUUUAGUGUUAGCUUUUGGCGUCUUCGAAUAAUAUUAUAGUUAUUUGUACUUAUAAUAAUUUUUCGUGUAUUUAACUUCAUUAGCUUUAAAAUGUUGUUAACAAUAACUUAGAACACGUGAACAUCAAAUCAAUAAAUACAUUAAAGAUCAAUUUAUAUUAUAAUAUUGUUUUUUUAUUUUGUGGUAAAUGUGAAAUAUUUAAAAACUUGUAGCCAUGACUAUCUUUUUUUUUUUUUAAAUUCAAUUUAUUCCGAACUGUUAAGUUCUUUGCUUUCUCUGUGUCUCUCUUUGCAUUGUAUUUUUUUUUAAUAAGUGAGGUGUUUAUGUAAUGUUACCAUAAUAUAUAAUAAUUUUGUUUAGUCAUAGGUGCUUAGGAGCUUCUGUUAUGGCUCGGAUAUUGACAAUGACGUUGAUAAUUAUUAUGUUUAAACUCUAAGUCGUGACGAUAUAAUAAUAUUAUCGAUAUAAAUAAAGCUAGGAUCUUUUUCAAAUCGGAGAGAAUUUUGCAGAUCGAUUUCUAAAAAACAAUUAAACAGUAAACUUUCAAUUUGAAACCAAAUCCCAUUUUAAGUGACGCUCGGCGUAUGAGAAAACGCCCGUACGAGCGAAGCCUUAACGUAGCUGACCCUCAUUGCAUUAAAUUAGUAAAAUUUAUCUGGUCUACUCGCUGGUCGAAUUUCCAGAUUUGUCGAUUUAGUAAAUAAAAUGUUUGGAUCACG
Plodia interpunctella (Indianmeal moth) is the source of this 4482-nucleotide messenger RNA. RefSeq lists its product as uncharacterized. Bases 247 to 954 code for a protein of 235 amino acids. The record is from RefSeq and is a predicted model, not a curated record. NCBI's taxonomy places the organism in Eukaryota, Metazoa, Arthropoda, Insecta, Lepidoptera, Pyralidae. The transcript is spliced from 7 exons.